UUCCACAUUACCGGGAGCCGUGGGGAGGCCGCCCGGCCAUUGGCGGAGGGCACGUCACGUGGGCGGGGUUCACGUGGUCAGGAGAGGAAAAAGGGGGUCCUUUUUGGUGUAAAUCUGGACUAAUUCUGUAAUAUAUCAAGGAAUCUCGUAAAACCGACACUAAAACGUCCCUGCCUACAAAUCAUCCGGGCCAAAUUAUGAGUUCAUUGUAUUAUGCGAAUGCUUUAUUUUCUAAAUAUCCAGCCGCAAGUUCGGUUUUCGCCACCGGAGCCUUCCCUGAACAAACUUCUUGCGCGUUUGCUUCCAACCAGCGCCCGGGCUAUGGAGCGGGUUCGGGCGCUUCCUUCGCCGCCUCGAUGCAGGGCUUGUACCCCGGCGGGGGGGGCAUGGCGGGCCAGAGUGCAGCCGGCGUCUACGCGGCCGGCUACGGGCUCGAGCCGAGUUCCUUCAACAUGCACUGCGCGCCCUUUGAGCAGAACCUACCGGGGUGUGUCCCGGCGGACUCCGCCAAGGCGGCGGGCGCCAAGGAGCAGAGGGACUCGGACUUGGCGGCCGAGAGUAACUUCCGGAUCUACCCCUGGAUGCGAAGCUCAGGGACUGACCGAAAGCGAGGGCGCCAGACCUACACCCGCUACCAGACCCUGGAACUGGAGAAGGAGUUUCACUACAAUCGCUACCUGACCCGCCGGAGGCGCAUCGAGAUCGCGCACGCGCUCUGCCUCACCGAAAGACAGAUCAAGAUCUGGUUCCAGAACCGGCGCAUGAAAUGGAAAAAGGAGAACAAGACGGCGGGUCCUGGGGCCACAGGCCAGGACAAGGCCGAGGUGGAGGAGGACGAGGAAGAGUGAGAGCCGGAGAAAGGGCAGAGGAAGAGAGCUGAGACAGGGAGAGAGGUGAAGCCCAGCUCUGAGAACUGAUCCAGGAAACUCAAAUUAAAUCGGGAGGGGGAAAACUAUUUAAAUAGUGGAAGGCAGUUGAAAAGUUUUUAAGGAGAGAAGGUGAAAUUUUGGUUUCUUAACACUGAAAAAAAAAUACUACCUAUAGAAACGUCCGUCGGGUUUGUUUUGUACGAUAUGAGGACAUCAUCUACCUGUUCUGUAGCUUUCUGGGAUUUGCCGCCCCUUUUCUAUGUCGCUAUUGUAAGGUCUUUGUAAAAUCCUGCUGUUUUGUAAACCCCUUUCUUUGACGCUGUCUUUGUGGUCUGUGGGUCUGGACUUACAGUGUGUGGUUUCCGUCCUCCUGAGCCCCCCUGACUUCCCAGUAGCGGCACUGAAGGGGCCUUAGGGAGCCCCAUGGACCCACCGACUAGCUCAAGUGUCCCCUCUGUGCACCUGGCCUGCCCGAUGCUCCUUGUUCCCAUGAGCCCCCGUGAUCCUCUUUACGUUGUAUGUGUACCUGAAGGAUGGAGAAAUAAAACACAAUUUAAAAAUGAA
Lynx canadensis (Canada lynx) is the source of this 1433-nucleotide messenger RNA. It is a transcript of the gene HOXB7, whose product is annotated as homeobox B7. Lineage: Eukaryota; Metazoa; Chordata; Mammalia; Carnivora; Felidae. Gene Ontology annotation, cellular component: nucleus. The record is from RefSeq and is a predicted model, not a curated record. Gene Ontology annotation, biological process: regulation of transcription by RNA polymerase II. Gene Ontology annotation, molecular function: RNA polymerase II transcription regulatory region sequence-specific DNA binding; DNA-binding transcription factor activity, RNA polymerase II-specific.